ACCAAAGGCUCAACACUUUAAGUUCCAAGAGUCAUUCUUCGGACCGAGUAGGUAGUGCAACGUCGAAAAGACCAUCGCUUAAGUUGUUUCCAACACGAACGGUGGUCCAUCAGAAGACGCGUCGCGACGUAGUGCGCCGUGACCUAAAUAUACCGCUGUAAAGAGUGCCGUUAGCGCGUUCAAUCGCCGCGUGCCCUUUUACUAUUGCCCUGGACAACCUCCUCGAAGAAUAAAUAUAAACAUGGCCGUCAUUAUCAAGAACGUAUCGCUGUUAUUCACUUUGUUAGUACUACCUAUGAUAUGGACCGAGUCAUGGGGAACUCCCGUCCAGGAUUCGUCGGACAACACAGCGGCUUUUGUACAAGUAUCAGAAAUCGCAGGCGCUCGGCCGUUGUCGCGUAAAGAGAAAAAAUCAACGAUUAGUCAAGAAAAAUCUUUCGAGACGUCCCAUAAAUUACCCUCCACCCUUACCUACCUCAUAAAUGAAGAGCAGAGGCGAAGAAAAAGAGCAGCUAAAGCUGCAGACUCACCCGCACCUGCUCCUGCUGGUUCUAUCAGGCUGGAUGUCAAAAAACUUAUCGAAAGAUACCAGGCCCAAUUGAAGACCAGUACGACAGAAAAACCUAAGACUAAAAAAUCGCCUGCAACGUCAGCGUCAUCUAACAACAAGCGAAUAAAAAAAGACGUCGAGCCUACUGACUCAAGUAUAGUUUUGACCACGGGGAAACCCGCAGCUGCAAGAAGCCUCGACCUUGAAAACGUUCCCCUUCAAGCAAGCGGAAGUGGUAAACAAAAUUCACGAAUCCAAAUCAAAAAGGGACCUAAUGGACAAGAAUACGAAUAUGAAUACGUGUACUAUUACUACGACGACGAAGAAGACGCUGGUAAAACCGAAAAGAAGGAAAAGAAGGACAAGUUCACAAACGCCCACGAUGGACCCCAACCGAAUCAAAUUCCUACAACUAAAGAAACCAAACUUGAAAAAAGCAAGUACAAAGAAGCCGCAAACGAAGUGAUACCUCAAACCACGAGAGCGGGUUCCAGAGGAAAAAAUAUUAGACAAUUAGAGGCAGAAGGGUCGGUUGAUGAGGAAAGAUUACCAGCCAAUCCUCGCUUUCCACCCCGAGGCAAUCGUAACCUUGAAGAAGACGCUUCAAGUAUCGAAGAAAACGAAGCUAAACCAUCAACUCCCAGGGGUAGGGGACGAUCAACUACCACAACAGAAUCCCCAGUAGAGAGCGAUAACAUCUCUGAAGAAAGUCAGGGAACUAGGGAUAGGACACGGGCAAAUGUACGUGGUCCGUCUUUAGAACUAGUGGACAGCGCCAGUUUUAAUACUCAUACGGGUACAGCAGGAGCGGAACUUCCUGGUUCGGGUCCCUCUUUCCCUUCAGAACUUCCGUCCGGUCCUGUUAGAUUUUUAGGGGCUACCCCAAAUGAAAAAAGCGACAAAGAGUCACAAAUAGAGGUCGAAGGUCAAGAAGAAACAUCGGAAACGACAAGCGGAAAAUACGAGUCUCAAACAAAUGAAAGCAAUACUGAGACGGAAACAGUAAGUGACGAUACCACAACUUUGGUGAUGGACAAGGUUGCUUUAGACCUAUACGCUAUAUUGCAAGGAACGCAGAAAUUAUCAGGAGAAGCGGUUAGUAUAACCCGAACCGAUUCAACCCAGGAGUCAGAUACGGACGACGCUACAAAUGAAGCUCCUACAACCCCUGAAGAAGCUAGUUCGACUACAACGACCACCACUACUACGACUACAACCACAACUACCCCCGCUCCAACUACCACCACAACAACCACAACUGCAGCACCUGAACCAUUAUUUGGUCGCAAUAAGUUCCGCGGACGAAACGGUGUCCGGAAACAUGGCUCCACUUCAACGACUUCAUCCCCCAGUACAGAAUCCGGUGAUAGCAAACCCAAGAAUCGCUUUAGCAGACCCAGCUUUGGAUCUAGGGCCAAAACUCGUCCUACCACAUCUGAACCUGCUCAUGAAUCAGAAAUUGCCAAAGAGGAUUCCAAGCAAGUGACCAGCAAAGCCAGUAAACCCACCCCUGGACGUACACGUUUUGGGACAGGAAGAACUCGUCCCAGCACUACAACCCACGCACCUUCGGAGGAAAAAGAUUCAUCUGCAACCAGAGCAUCUCCAAGUAGACCUAGACCCACAUUCAGUGCUCGAGGGCGAGGUAGAAGUACGACCUCAGCACCUGCAGAAGGCGAAUCACCCGCAGAAUCGUCCGCAACAUCAGAAGGUUCCAGUACCACAGCUCGAUCUGUAAGACCACGACUUACGCCUGGAGGAGGAGCUGUAAGACCACUAAGACCUGGGCCCAGAAUUAACAUCGCAAGAGGAAGACCUGGUGCAUCUACCACUACAACUGCUGCACCUGCAGAAGCUGCUGAAGACACGGAGGUUGAAAAGGUCAAGGAGGAAACUCAGACAGACCAAGAAAAGGAAGGAGAAUCGUCUUCAGCGAGCACACCUGAAGACAACAGUCCAAUAAAUAAGCUGCGACACAGGCAACGUUUAAACGUUAACCAUAAUAAACCAAAAGCUGCAGCAGCUAGUGCCCCCGUUCAAGUAAGAAGAAUAAACCCCUUACUCAACAGACGAAAACUAGGUCAAACUGAACCAACUUCAAGCGAAGCUCCUAAAGAGGAACACCUUUCAACAGAGGCAGCAACCGAUAAUGAAGAAGCAACGGAUGAAGCUGAAAUAGCCACUUCUAGCACCACAACUACGGAAGAGCCACGAGGACUCAGCAAACUGUUAGCGGGGAGAAAAAGAUUGGCAUCGCGACAACCAGCAACCAAGAAUUAGAUAUUUAAAGGUAUCAAUACAAGUGAGAUCGACAACUUAUUAUGUACCUACCAAUAAGAACUGAUUUUUAAUACAUUGUCAUCAAUAACAAACCACAGUCACUCGUUAAGUAUCACCAGGAAACGUAAUUAAAUAGUGAUUAUUACUUAGUAUGUACAUAAAUGCCUAGGUAUUAAAUACGGAAUUGUGGCACUUACACAAAAGUAUAUUUAAAAAAGUAUCUCCAAGUUUGACGCAAAGAAAUAAUAGAUAGUUACGUAAAAAAUAAACUAUUAAAACAGUCUUCUAAUACAUAAAUUCAAAAACAAUUCCAAUCGGUUGCCAAAAGUAAGGUUAAUUCUAAGUAUGACUCAUUGCAAACUAAAACAUUCAUGUUUUAAUUAUCUUACCUGUUCAGGCAUAAUAAUAGUUAUAAAAACAAUUUCACUAAUACUUCACUGUUUGUUUAGAGUACUUUGUACAAUUAACAUCAAAAUUACAAAAAUCCACAUUUUCACUUUCAAAAAUCACAAACAACCUUAAAAACGAGUAUGCAUGUAUGCAACAGUGUAACCAUAGAUAAUAGAGUGUAACUUCCAUAGAUACAUCAUAGAUAAGAAUAUGAAGAUGAGUAGAACCUUUCAAAUUUAAUCAGCUGCUUAAAGUUAGGACAAACGCAUGCACAAUUCACAUAAAUUGUUAAAAUGUUGAUUUACCAGCAAUUAACAAUAAUCGCAAUAAUAAAUACACUAAUAUGAGAGUGAAUCUUAGGCGUGUUGCUUUAAUACAUUUUUGAUACAAAAAUUACAAUAAACGUAUUUCUUUGCCUUACCCAAACUGAUAGGUACUUUAUAUAAAGUUUUUGUAAUAUUGUGAAUAGUUAAUAAUUAUUAAUAAAAAGAUAAAAAAACA
Molecule: messenger RNA, 3721 nt
Organism: Agrilus planipennis (emerald ash borer)
Lineage: Eukaryota; Metazoa; Arthropoda; Insecta; Coleoptera; Buprestidae
Product: flocculation protein FLO11
Exons: 10
Coding region: 242-2830 (862 amino acids)
Source: RefSeq, a predicted model, not a curated record